Ilyonectria robusta is the source of this 3894-nucleotide messenger RNA. RefSeq names its product histidine kinase 1. The transcript is spliced from 6 exons. The record is from RefSeq and is a predicted model, not a curated record. Bases 1 to 3894 code for a protein of 1297 amino acids. Gene Ontology annotation, molecular function: phosphorelay sensor kinase activity. Gene Ontology annotation, biological process: phosphorylation; cellular hyperosmotic response; phosphorelay signal transduction system. Gene Ontology annotation, cellular component: membrane. Lineage: Eukaryota; Fungi; Ascomycota; Sordariomycetes; Hypocreales; Nectriaceae.
AUGGUCGAUGAUGCGGCUUUGGCCGCCGCCGCCGAGAUUGUGGCCUCCAUUGCCCCGGACUCGCGCUCGCCUGGCUCGAUCCCCGUGGGCGUAGCCUCCACCGUCAAACUCCCCGGCCGUGAGACGCCCGCGAAGCGAAACCUCGAGAUUGAACUCCAAAAACUUGCCCUGCGGGUUGGCAAGCUCGAGGGGCAGGCUUCCAACACCACCACCAACUUGCCCGAGACCCCCAGCGAGACGAUAGACUCGCUGUUUGGUGAUGAUGGUCUCUCCUUGCCAUCCCGCCCCAAACCUAAACUCUUCCACGCCCAAGGUAGCUUGCACUCUCCGCAUCUGCCGUCUAUCCAGCUGACAAAGGAAGCCCUCGAAGGCCUUCGUGAUCAUGUCGAUGACCAGUCGAAGCUGCUCGACUCCCAGCGCGAAGAGCUGGCCGGCGUUAAUGCCCAACUUAUUGAGCAGAAGCAGCUGCAGGAGCGUGCCCUCGAGGUCAUGGAGCAAGAACGCAUUGCGACCCUAGAACGUGAGCUCUGGAAGCAUCAGAAGGCCAACGAGGCUUUCCAAAAGGCCCUCCGAGAAAUCGGUGAGAUUGUUACGGCUGUCGCUCGCGGUGAUUUGACCAUGAAGGUCCGAAUGAAUACCGUCGAAAUGGACCCCGAAAUCACAACCUUCAAGCGAACCAUCAACGCCAUGAUGGAUCAGCUGCAAACGUUCGCCAGCGAAGUCUCUCGCGUGGCCCGUGAGGUCGGUACUGAAGGCUUGCUGGGUGGCCAGGCUCGUAUUGGUGGUGUCGACGGAACAUGGAAGGAAUUGACAGACAAUGUGAACGUAAUGGCGCAGAACCUGACUGAUCAAGUGCGAGAAAUUGCGUCGGUAACAACCGCUGUCGCCCACGGAGAUUUGACCAAGAAGAUUGAAAGACCCGCCCGAGGCGAAAUCCUGCAACUGCAACAGACCAUCAACACUAUGGUUGACCAAUUACGGACUUUCGCUUCAGAGGUUACGCGUGUGGCAAGAGAUGUCGGAACUGAAGGGAUCUUGGGUGGACAGGCCGAUGUUGGGGGAGUUCAGGGCAUGUGGAAUGACUUGACCGUCAAUGUGAACGCCAUGGCCAACAACUUGACGACCCAAGUGCGCGACAUUAUUAAGGUUACGACAGCUGUCGCUAAGGGAGACUUGACCCAAAAGGUCCAGGCCGACUGCAGAGGAGAGAUCUUUGAGCUCAAAUCUACCAUCAACUCCAUGGUUGACCAACUGCAGCAGUUUGCCCGCGAAGUCACCAAGAUUGCAAGAGAGGUCGGAACUGAAGGCCGCCUGGGCGGACAAGCCACUGUACACGAUGUCGAAGGCACCUGGAGAGACCUAACCGAGAAUGUCAACGGCAUGGCCAUGAACCUGACAACCCAAGUGCGAGAAAUCGCAAAGGUCACAACGGCUGUGGCCAAGGGCGAUCUGACAAAGAAGAUUGGGGUUGAAGUCCAAGGAGAGAUUUUGGAGCUCAAGAACACCAUCAACCAGAUGGUGGACCGACUGGGUACCUUUGCCGUGGAAGUGAGCAAGGUUGCUCGCGAAGUCGGCACGGAUGGAACUCUUGGUGGACAGGCCCAAGUUGCCAACGUCGAGGGCAAAUGGAAAGAUUUGACCGAAAACGUCAACACCAUGGCCUCGAACCUCACAGUCCAGGUUAGGAGUAUCUCUGCCGUAACACAAGCCAUUGCCAAUGGCGACAUGAGUCAGAAGAUUGACGUCGAGGCGAAUGGAGAGAUCCAAGUCCUCAAGGAAACCAUCAACAACAUGGUUGAUCGUCUGUCUAGCUUCUGUUACGAAGUGCAGCGAGUUGCCAAGGACGUGGGUGUCGACGGCAAGAUGGGGGCCCAGGCCGACGUGGCUGGGCUUGAUGGACGGUGGAAGGAGAUCACGACUGAUGUCAAUACCAUGGCUAGCAACUUGACAACCCAAGUGCGUGCCUUCUCAGAUAUUACGAACUUGGCAACCGACGGCGACUUCACCAAGCUGGUCGACGUUGAAGCCUCCGGCGAAAUGGACGAACUGAAACGCAAGAUCAACCAAAUGAUAUCCAAUCUCAGAGACUCGAUCCAAAGGAAUACUCAGGCCAGAGAGGCUGCCGAGUUGGCCAAUAAGACCAAAUCAGAAUUUCUCGCCAACAUGUCUCAUGAAAUCCGUACGCCCAUGAACGGUAUCAUUGGCAUGACCCAACUCACCCUUGACACCGAUCUGACUCAAUAUCAACGAGAGAUGCUGAAUAUUGUCAAUAAUCUUGCCAACAGCCUCCUGACGAUCAUUGACGACAUCCUGGAUCUGUCCAAGAUUGAGGCCAGGAGAAUGGUGAUUGAAGAGAUCCCGUAUACAUUACGAGGAACCGUCUUCAACGCUCUCAAAACUCUAGCUGUCAAGGCGAACGAGAAGUUCUUGGAUCUCACAUACAAGGUGGACAGCUCUGUACCAGAUUAUGUCAUUGGAGAUUCCUUCCGUCUCAGGCAAAUCAUCCUUAAUCUUGUCGGCAACGCUAUCAAGUUUACUGAGCACGGCGAAGUUAGUCUGACCAUUAAAGAGCGCCCAGACCAGAGCGACGUUGGCCCCGGUGAAUAUGCCGUGGAGUUUAUCGUCGAAGAUACGGGUAUUGGCAUCGCAAAAGACAAGCUGGACCUGAUUUUCGACACCUUCCAGCAGGCCGAUGGCUCCAUGACUCGCAAGUUUGGUGGAACUGGUCUCGGUCUAUCCAUUUCGAAGCGACUUGUUAACCUGAUGGGUGGUGACUUAUGGGUCAACAGCGAGCAAGGAAAGGGCAGCGAAUUCCAUUUCACCUGCCGGGUCAGGCUGGCUCACGACGAUACUGAGAUGAUCGAACAGCAAAUUCGACCGUACCGAGGUCACCAAGUCCUCUUCGUGGACAAGGCCCAGUCGAGCUCUGGAACUGCCAUCCGAGGCAUGCUUGAGAAGAUUGGCCUACACCCCGUGGUGGUUGACUCGGAGAAGAGCACAGCCCUCACGCGCUUGCAGACGGGUGGCGCCCUUCCUUAUGAUGCCAUUAUUGUGGACUCAAUCGACACUGCUAGGAGACUGAGAGCUGUCGACGACUUCAAGUACCUCCCCAUCGUUCUGUUGGCGCCUGUCGUUCAUGUGAGCUUGAAGUCGUGCUUGGAUCUGGGCAUCACGUCAUACAUGACUACGCCAUGCAAACUCAUUGAUCUGGGCAACGGAAUGAUUCCUGCACUCGAGAACAGGGCCACGCCAUCCCUUGCAGACAACACUAAGUCAUUCGAAAUCCUUCUCGCCGAGGAUAACACUGUCAACCAGAGACUAGCAGUUAAAAUUCUGGAGAAGUAUCAUCACGUCGUCACCGUAGUCGGUAAUGGUUGGGAGGCCGUAGAGGCUAUCAAGGAGAAGAAGUUUGACGUCAUCCUGAUGGAUGUUCAGAUGCCGAUUAUGGGCGGAUUCGAAGCGACGGGUAAGAUCCGAGAAUACGAGCGGGGCAUGGGAACUCAUAGGACCCCGAUCAUCGCUCUGACGGCCCAUGCAAUGAUGGGUGACCGUGAGAAGUGCAUCCAAGCGCAGAUGGAUGAAUAUCUUUCGAAGCCUCUCCAGCAGAACCAUUUGAUCCAGACGAUUCUUAAGUGCGCCACCCUCGGGGGCCCCCUGCUCGAGAAGAACCGCGAACGCGAGCUCGCGAUGCACGCCGAAGCAAAGUCGGGAUCUAAACACAAGAGUACCGAACAGGGCAUGCUGCGACCGACUCUCGAAAGCCGAUCUUUUACUACCCGGGAGCCCAUUUCUAGCAAUGGAAAGGAGGUACCUGCUCUUGUGUCACCUGAGCAAGAAGAAGCAUUGGCAAGAGCACGUCUCGAUUUCUCCGAUAUGAGAAGCAUUUCGAACUAA